AUGGCGAAGAGGCGGUAUGAAGAAGUCGACGAAUUCCAGGAGGACGCCGAGGACGCCGAGGAGAAUGCUGAGGAGGAUGCCGAGCUGGAUGUGGAGCAGAACGCCUCGGAGGACGGUGAGGCAAACGAGGAUGAGAGGUAUUGGGGCUUCAUCUCGAGCGUGAAGGAUGAUCGGAUGUGGGUGACCUGCGAACAGGUGCCCCCGGAGUUCGCGGACCGAAACCCGAAGAUCACGCGCAAGA
Molecule: messenger RNA, 241 nt
Organism: Symbiodinium necroappetens
Lineage: Eukaryota; Dinophyceae; Suessiales; Symbiodiniaceae
Source: the annotation of a GenBank genome assembly